CUGCCGCCCAGUUCCUGGUUCUAAAAGCGGCGCCGGAGGCUGGUGGCGCCACAGGCGCGGGGCCCGCGGGCGGCGAAGGAUGGGCCCGCGCCGCGCGGCGAGCCUACCCCGAGGCCCCGGCCCGCGGCCGCUAGUCCGCGCCCUCCUGCUGCUGCUGCUGCUGCUGCCGCUGCCGCCGGGCUCGGGCGCCGGGGCCGGCCGGCCGCCCCACCUGGUCUUCGUGCUGGCGGACGACCUGGGCUGGCACGACGUGGGCUUCCACGGCUCCCGCGUGCGCACGCCGCACCUGGACGCGCUGGCGGCCGGCGGGGUGCGCCUGGACAACUACUACACGCAGCCGCUCUGCACGCCGUCGCGGAGCCAGCUGCUCACCGGCCGCUACCAGAUCCACACGGGUUUACAGCACCAAAUAAUCUGGGCCUGUCAGCCCAGCUGCGUUCCUCUAGAUGAAAAACUCCUGCCCCAGCUCCUAAAAGAAGCAGGCUACACUACCCAUAUGGUCGGAAAGUGGCACCUGGGAAUGUACCGGAAAGAAUGCCUUCCAACCCGCCGAGGAUUUGAUACCUACUUUGGAUAUCUCCUAGGUAGUGAAGAUUACUAUUCCCACGAACGCUGUACAUUUAUCAACGCUCUCAAUGUCACACGAUGUGCUCUUGAUUUUCGAGAUGGUGAGGAAGUUGCAACAGGAUAUGAAAAUAUGUAUUCAACAAACAUAUUUACCGAAAGGGCUACAGCCCUCAUAACCAACCAUCCACCAGAGAAGCCUCUGUUUCUCUACCUUGCUCUCCAGUCUGUCCACGAGCCCCUUCAGGUCCCCGAGGAGUACCUGAAGCCGUACGACUUUAUCCAAGAUAAGAACAGGCGCCACUAUGCAGGAAUGGUGUCCCUCAUGGAUGAAGCCGUGGGCAAUGUCACCGCAGCCUUAAGAAGCCGGGGGCUCUGGAACAACACGGUGUUCAUCUUCUCCACAGUGAAGGAAGCCCGUCCCCCAGAAUUGAGUUGCUACAUAACAUCGACCCAGACUUUGUGGACAUUUCUCCGUGUCCUGGGAAUAGCACGGCUCCAGCAAAGGGUGACUCUUCUCUUCCAGAAUAUUCAGCCUUCAACACAUCUGUCCAUGCUGCAAUUAGACACAGAAACUGGAAACUCCUCACAGGCUACCCAGGCUGUGGUCACUGGUUCCCUCCACCAUCACAAUACAAUGUUUCUGAGAUACCCUCAUCGGACCCACCAACCAAGACCCUCUGGCUCUUUGAUAUUGAUCGGGACCCAGAAGAAAGACAUGACCUGUCCAGGGAGUAUCCCCAUGUGGUCAAGCAGCUCCUUUCCCGGCUACAGUUCUACCAAAAGCACUCGGUGCCGGUGUUCUACCCGGAUCAGGACCCCCGCUGUGAUCCCAAGGGCACUGGGGCUUGGGGCCCUUGGAUGUAGGAUCUGGGGCAGCCUUGGGUGGGUCGCUAGAAAGCCUUUCUGUUGCAAGUUGGACUUCAGACUCUACUCGUGUGACUCAUUCGUUCUCCCAAUGACUUCACCUGGCCCUACUUUUGCCCCUAAACCACCUUAACGUGGUUGUCUCAUUUCAACCCCUUGUGCAUUUAAGAAGAUGAUAAAACCUGGAACCCUCCCGCUGUUGGUUUGGGGGUGUGUCUAGAGGAGAGGGUGAUUGGGUUCGUCCCUUUUUUCCGGAGCCGUGGGUCUGCUGGGAACUUGAUUUGAAAUAGGAAGUUAGUGAGUCCUGGAGGCCGGAGCAGCUGGCUCCUUUUGCCUCACAAGUCAGAUGUUGGGUUUCCCUCUGCCAAUAGCCAGCUUUUAUUGGAGUGACUCACAUUUCUUGUAACAAAUGAAGGGAGCAGACAAUUGUUAAUGGCUCUGUUGGCCAGGGGGUCUCCCUGUCUGUGAGAGAUCAUGUUCAGACGUUCCAUGUGAAUACGCGCCUUGGUCACCCUCACUCACACACUUCAUCACUCAUCCCGUCGUGGAGCAUAAGGCCCAUUUCACUGGUAAGGUCAGUAUGGCAACAUGCCUACUCCUUGGUUCUGCUUUUUACAAUACAGAACUGUGUUUUUAUCCCCAACUUCCCCCCAGCCAUUGCUCAUUUUGUCUAGACUUCCUGCUACCCGCAGAUCCCCCUGGCUUUUUCCUCCCCUUCCCUAUGACUCAGGCGUCCUGGCCUGAGAAGGCUGCCUUGCUUCUCCACUCUGAACACCACUGGUUUUGGGAACACUGAGCUCUGCCUUCCUUUUGCCUCUAACACCCAAGUGAGAGCCCUGCCAGAGAAGGCGGCCCGCCUGGCUCUGUGAGUUCAUGGUAGAUACAAAGAGGCCUGGGUGGGCAAGGCUUGGGUCUGGGUCAUCUGUCUGGUGAGCACUUUUCUAGUUACAUGGAGUUUAUUAUCAUGACUGUGGCUUUGUCUCAUAAUGUAGGAUGAGUUGCACUGACUGCUAUUCCCCAGCAGUGAGGAAAAGCCCCAGGAAAGGGCACUGUUGUUCGAGAUGAUGAGGUUCUGGGGUGAGGGACAGGAUGCACAGUGUGACCUGCCAGCCCUUUCUCAGUCCCACUAAGAAGUCCCACAUGCAUCAGUGCAGAUUAGCUCCAAAGAGUAUCAGACUCAGAGAAAUGUGUGCAAAAAUUAUACUCUUUUUUGCAUUAGUUCCACUGUUUCAUUUGCUGCGUUUCACCAGUGUCUGGUACGUAGAAGGCACUCAAUACACUUUUUAAAAAAUGAAUGAGUAAAUGGACGAAUGAGCAAAUGAGAAAGUCUCACACCAUGAAAGGUGGUAGUCCAAUGAGUUGAAUACAGGGAUAAUAUAAAUAUCUUCCAACCAUUGAUGUUCUGUUCUCAAGCUGCCUCCUUGGGUAGGAGCACAGUCUGCACAUCUGGGCAGUCAUUGGACACGCCAUGGUGAAGUUGUAAUGUCCGCUGGGGGAGGGGUGGAACAUGCUUUCCAAAGGUACUCUUCUUUUGCCAGUAAUCCUCACUUCUAUCUAUUCUUCAUAGGACACUAGAAACAAACCCACCAACUAAUACGCUAGGUCCUGGGAUAGCCACCCUUCCAUUCAGUAGCUGUGUUUUCUGGUCGCUCCCAACUUGGAUUGUAUUAAAAUAGCAUGAUUGGAAGGAAAUGGUGCAAGAACUAAUGACACCUAUUACCAGCCUAUUCCACACUCCUGGGUUGGCACACAGCCGGCCAAAAUACUAUUACCUCUCCCGAGCCUGUGGCAGAUUUAUGAACUAACGGAGCCCAAAUAUUCCUUCUGGAUCCUUCUAAUCCAGCGCUAUAGGUACCAUUAAUGCUUUAAGGUCGGAGGCAUCGCUAGAUGACCUCCUCUGCUCUCCCUGCAGCUGUCCCCGAUUCUGCCUUCUUGGUUGCUGCGUACAGUGUGCACGUUCAGCACUCAGGAUUUAAAGGGAAUUUUAAAGAUUAAUUUUCUGUAACACUUUUAUCUGAGAUUUUAUUUUAUCCAUAAUAGAAUGCGCUCAUUAGAUUUUUUUUUUCUGUACCAGACUGUGAACAGAUUCAUAUGUUUUCAUUAGAAGUAUUAAUGUCAUUUCUUUCUUAAUUUGUUUAUGUUUAAAGAAAGGUUUUGUUAAUUAAACUGUUUUUCUUUGUUACUUCACAAUUGUCCCACAUAUGGGUGAACAAAAAAAUAAAUAAAUAAAUGAUCUUUUAGAAUGUGUCAGCUGUGAGUGUGGAAUUUCGAUUUGUACGAUGAAAAAUUUCUGGAACUAGAUAGAGGUGAUGGUUGCACAACAUCAUGAAUGUACU
This is a messenger RNA of Eptesicus fuscus (big brown bat), 3767 nucleotides long. RefSeq names its product arylsulfatase B (gene ARSB). Bases 80 to 1564 code for a protein of 494 amino acids. The record is from RefSeq and is a predicted model, not a curated record. Lineage: Eukaryota; Metazoa; Chordata; Mammalia; Chiroptera; Vespertilionidae. The transcript has 7 exons.